Molecule: messenger RNA, 1362 nt
Organism: Saccharomyces kudriavzevii IFO 1802
Lineage: Eukaryota; Fungi; Ascomycota; Saccharomycetes; Saccharomycetales; Saccharomycetaceae
Gene: STE24
Product: zinc metalloprotease
Exons: 1
Coding region: 1-1362 (453 amino acids)
Biological process (GO): CAAX-box protein processing
Cellular component (GO): endoplasmic reticulum membrane
Molecular function (GO): metalloendopeptidase activity
Source: RefSeq, a predicted model, not a curated record
AUGUUUGAUCUCAAGACAAUUCUCGACCGCCCUAAUAUCCCGUGGAAGUUGAUCAUUGCCGCGUUUUCGAUUGCUCAAUUCUCCUUCGAAUCGUACUUGACCUACAGGCAAUACCAAAAGCUUUCUGAAACAAAGCUACCACCUGUCCUAGAAGACGAAAUCGACGAUGAAACUUUCCACAAGUCCAGGAACUACUCCCGGGCUAAGGCAAAAUUCUCCAUCUUCGGCGAUGUCUACAACCUGGCACAGAAACUAGUCUUCAUCAAAUACGACUUCUUCCCUAAAAUCUGGCACAUGGCCGUGACUUUGUCAAACGCGGUCCUGCCGGUCAGAUUCCAUAUGGUCUCCACCGUCGCUCAGAGUUUGUGUUUCUUGGGUCUCUUAUCCAGUUUGUCCACCUUGGUUGAUUUGCCACUUUCUUACUACAGUCAUUUUGUCCUGGAAGAAAAGUUCGGUUUCAAUAAAUUGACCGUCAAAUUAUGGAUCACCGACAUGAUCAAGAGCAUAACUUUGGCCUACGCCAUUGGUGGCCCCAUUCUUUACCUUUUUCUAAAGAUUUUUGAUAAAUUCCCCACCGAUUUCCUUUGGUACAUUAUGGUUUUCUUGUUCGUCGUCCAAAUCUUAGCCAUGACAAUCAUCCCAGUCUUCAUCAUGCCCUUAUUCAAUAAAUUCACCCCCUUGGAAGAUGGUGAAUUAAAAAAAUCUAUUGAAAAUUUGGCUGAUAGAGUGGGUUUCCCUCUGGACAAAAUUUUUGUCAUUGAUGGCUCCAAAAGAUCUUCCCAUUCAAACGCCUAUUUCACGGGUUUACCCUUCACCAGCAAGAGAAUUGUUUUGUUCGACACCCUAGUCAACAGUAACUCCACCGACGAAAUUACAGCUGUCUUGGCUCACGAAAUUGGUCACUGGCAAAAAAAUCACAUCGUCAACAUGGUCAUCUUCAGCCAGUUGCACACUUUCCUCAUUUUCUCUCUCUUCACUAGCGUCUACAGAAACUCUUCAUUUUAUAACACCUUUGGCUUUUUCGUGGAGGGCUCCGCGGGCAGUUUCAUCGACCCAGUCAUCACUAAAGGGUUUCCUAUCAUCAUCGGAUUCAUGUUAUUCAACGAUUUACUGGCUCCACUAGAAUGUGCUAUGCAAUUCGUGAUGAGUUUAAUUUCUAGAACUCAUGAAUAUCAAGCUGAUGCCUAUGCUAAGAAAUUGGGCUACAAGCAAAAUCUAUGCAGAGCUUUAAUUGAUCUGCAAAUCAAAAACCUUUCUACCAUGAAUGUAGAUCCCCUGUAUUCUAGCUACCAUUACUCUCAUCCAACAUUAGCUGAGAGAUUAACGGCCUUGGAUUAUGUUAGCGAAAAGAAAAAAAACUAA